Messenger RNA from Meloidogyne enterolobii, 528 nucleotides. The record is from the annotation of a GenBank genome assembly. NCBI's taxonomy places the organism in Eukaryota, Metazoa, Nematoda, Chromadorea, Rhabditida, Meloidogynidae.
UCAAAUAAUUCAUUAUCAUCAUCAAAUAUUUCUUUCAUUAAUUGAAAUGAAUGCAUCUCAUCUAUUGUUAGCCACAAUUGUUGUGCUCUGCUUACUCUGUGGUCACUGUAAUCUGGCGAAACCCACAGGGUCUAUGACCAGAAUUCAGGAAGUAUUUCGGACGCUCAUGGCUAAGCCUAUGAUGCUUGCCUCUCGAGGAAAGAAAUCUCUCGUUGCAUUUCCGAACGUUGAAGAAUAUUUAAUAGAUCGAGAAAACCAAGAAGAUGGCAAAGGAAGAAGUGGUAGACGUUCAUUUAGUGAUUCUUCAUAUUGGUUGCUGACCGAUGUGAGAUCACCAGUUUAUGCCGUUACACUGAAUGUGAGGCGAUGAAAUCUAUCAAAUUAUUGAUAAUCAUUUAAUAAGCUUAAAUUCGUUAUGUUCUAAAACUGCUCUGUUUUUCCUUCCACAUAUUUACAGCAUAUUAAAUUUAUUUUUGAAAUGCUUAAUAACUUUUAACAUUAUUCUUUAUGUUCAGGAAAUUGCGUUAU